Molecule: messenger RNA, 1435 nt
Organism: Mercurialis annua (annual mercury)
Lineage: Eukaryota; Viridiplantae; Streptophyta; Magnoliopsida; Malpighiales; Euphorbiaceae
Product: LEC14B homolog
Exons: 5
Coding region: 311-715 (134 amino acids)
Biological process (GO): proteasome-mediated ubiquitin-dependent protein catabolic process
Cellular component (GO): Cul4-RING E3 ubiquitin ligase complex
Molecular function (GO): protein binding
Source: RefSeq, a predicted model, not a curated record
ACUUUGAAAAUUGUAAUCUUUAUUUAUUUUUCCUCAUCGCAUGAUUGCUUAGGUCACAGUUAAUAUUUUGUAGGUAGGGCGUAGUUAGUGGAAUUCUAAACGAUUAAUAUGAUGAGUGGGUUAUUUAAGAGUAGUAGUAGAAAUGGUGCUUGUGAUAAUGACAAUGAUUCUUCUGCAUCAUUUACAAGCGAAGGAUCAAAUGAGAAUUCUGGUAUCUUGAUCAUGAGUGCCAAAUAAGUUUUUGAGUUGGGUCAGUUGGCAUGUGCCUGAUAAUAGUAGAUUGAGCCUGUUGCCUGUCCCAAAUGUGAAAAUGUUGGCUGGUCGAGUGAGUAAUUAUUCUGGGAAAGGAAAAUUCUCAUCUACCGAUAGUUGUCUUGUUUUGAGUCGAUUCUUGCAGGCUAAUGGUCCUUGGAGAAUUGAUCAGAUGAAGAGCCGUGCUCACUGCUUAUAUUUCUCUGUUUCUGAUGAUGGCACUCCUUUUGCUGCAGGAUUUCAGGGAGGCCACAUUAGGGUAUAUAAUGUGGACAGUGGAUGGAAACUUCAGAAGGAUAUCUUGACCAAAAAUAUGAGAUGGACAAUUACUGAUACAUGUCUUUCGCCUGAUUGGCGACAUCUUGUGUACGCUAGCACGCCACCCAUUGUGCAUAUUGUAGACGUUGGAUCUUCUACGACUGAGUCACUUGCAAAUAUGGAAUCUCAGUGGUUAAAACACUGAAGGACAGACCCUGAUACUUCACUAUGUUCACCCACCAUGUUUCGGAGGCUGGAAAGCCCAUAAAGUUUGUUGUGCGUGGAAGUAAUCUGUUGCGCUUGCAGCCCAAAAUUAGGAUACCGAAAUGAGGUUGAAUGGCAAGUUGGGAAUGAUGAAAAACUCAACUGCCGUUGGUAAAAAUGGCAUGAUUCCACUUUUACGAAGAGCAUUCCGUGCGACAGUAUUUUUAAUUUCUACAUUGCUGUUUGUUUGGGUGCAUGUGCCAUCCUUCUCGACCGUACUAAGGUUAGCAAACUUGCAAUAAACAGUAAGCAGAUGUUUGGCAGACCGAUGUUAGGGGGAAUAUAUGACUCUGCUCAUUCCAUUGCUCACACUAUUAGAUCAAAUUGAGCUGCCUCGAGCUUCGGCUCGGGAACUAGAUAUCCAGCUGUCAGUGUUUGUAUACUAGUACUAUCUCUAGGCACUGCCUGGAUCCUGUGUCUUGAUCAGUUUGCCAUUGUCAAGUGAUGGCAUUUAGAAAAGCUUUGAGCUUUUUUUUCUUGUUUUCUUUUGUAUGACAAGAAUUGUUUGUUAGGCUUGUCUGUAUCUUCUUGUUGCAGUCGAUUUGAGCUGAAGCUAUAGGUAUUUAUCUGUUUGGUUGAGUAUUUUCUUCGAGACAGUAAUUGCUAAAGGAUGAUAAUUUUUCAAUGUUCGAACCACGAUGCAAUCAAUAUUAUUUGCAUA